UACAAACUGCGAGCUGGUGGAGCGGUUUGGGAUUGUUUUUCAGCGAAAUUUUCACAGAAAAAUGGAUUCCGAAGACGCAGCACAAACGAUUUUCGAUUCGGCGUCUUCACUGGUGGAAGGCUGCCGGUUGCCGGUAAAGAUGAGCGGGACAAACGAUUGGCCACUAGCAGAAAUCAUCAGCAUUAGGGAGGGAUCUGAUAGAAAAUGCUAUUACUACGUACACUACGUAGAUUUUAACAAACGACUAGACGAAUGGGUAACUGAAGAGUUUCUGGAUAUGCGAAAAGUUCAGUUCCCGCGCAAAGAUGGUCUUACGACGGGGCAGAAUACCGGCGUAACGACACCGAAGCGAUUACCUCCCGCCCUCACCUGCUCUCGACCUGCCAGUCCCGUCCAGACACCAGAAAUCGCUGUUAAUGGCGGUGCCGUGUUAGAGGCUGCGUUGCAGAAAAAAAUCAGCCGUAAACGAAAAGCAACAUCCACCGAAAAUGAGGACUCCGAAGACGUUCCAUCUACUCCCACCCCGCGGCAAUCGGGCAGCAUGGUUGCGCAUCACGACGACGUCGUAACGCGAAUGAAAAACGUGCAACUGAUCGAGCUGGGGCGGCAUCGAAUUAAACCGUGGUAUUUCGCUCCGUAUCCCCAGGAGAUGUGUACGAUGUCCUGUAUUUACAUUUGCGAGUUCUGCCUCAAGUACCGCAAGAGCCGGAAAUGUCUCGAGAGGCAUACAAAAAAGUGUAACCUACGGCAUCCUCCCGGGAACGAAAUUUAUCGAAAGAGCACGAUCAGCUUUUUUGAAAUCGACGGGAGGAAAAACAAAAGCUACGCCCAAAACCUCUGCUUGCUCGCGAAGCUUUUUCUCGAUCACAAAACGCUGUAUUAUGACACGGAUCCGUUCCUGUUCUAUGUGAUGACCGAGUACGAUACGCGUGGGUUCCACAUAGUUGGCUAUUUCUCCAAGGAAAAAGAAAGCACAGAAGACUAUAAUGUGGCGUGUAUAUUGACUAUUCCACCGUACCAGCGAAAGGGUUACGGAAAGCUACUGAUAGAAUUUAGUUAUGAAUUAUCGAAAUUCGAAGGAAAAACGGGUUCACCGGAGAAGCCAUUAUCCGAUUUAGGUUUACUGUCGUACCGUAGCUAUUGGGCGCAGACGAUACUAGAAAUAUUAAUACUACAAAAACCAACGGGAGACAACGAAAAACCGCAAAUAACGAUAAAUGAAAUCUGUGAGCUGACGAGCAUAAAAAAGGAAGACGUCAUCUCGACGCUACAGAUACUGAAUCUAAUCAACUACUACAAGGGCCAGUACAUUAUCUGCAUCAACAAGGAGACGAUCGAUCAGCACAAAAAAGCGAUGGACAAACGGAAGAUUCGUAUCGAUUCGAAAUGUCUCCACUGGACGCCAAAAGACUGGUCGAAACGGUCGAAAUGGUAGAACCACUUAGUAGCAGAAGAAACCGUUUCCAAACGGAUCGUG
This is a messenger RNA of Anopheles nili, 1477 nucleotides long. It is a transcript of the gene Tip60, whose product is annotated as histone acetyltransferase Tip60. Bases 62 to 1435 code for a protein of 457 amino acids. NCBI's taxonomy places the organism in Eukaryota, Metazoa, Arthropoda, Insecta, Diptera, Culicidae. Gene Ontology annotation, biological process: regulation of DNA-templated transcription. Gene Ontology annotation, molecular function: histone acetyltransferase activity. The record is from RefSeq and is a predicted model, not a curated record. The transcript has 5 exons.